This is a messenger RNA of Microthlaspi erraticum, 1479 nucleotides long. NCBI's taxonomy places the organism in Eukaryota, Viridiplantae, Streptophyta, Magnoliopsida, Brassicales, Brassicaceae. The record is from the annotation of a GenBank genome assembly.
AUGGAUCCUACCAAGGUUAUUCCAUCCAGUGCUCAUGAUUCUGCCUUCUUCACUACAAACUCUGGAGCUCCAGUCUUUAACAACAACGCUUCUUUCACUGUUGGACCCAGAGGUCCGGUCCUUCUUGAGGACUACCAUCUGAUCGAGAAAAUCGCCAACUUCGACAGAGAGCGGAUCCCUGAGAGAGUGGUUCACGCCAGGGGAGCCAGUGCAAAGGGUUUCUUUGAAGUCACUCAUGACAUCACUCACCUCACCUGUGCUGAUUUCCUCCGAGGCACUGGUGUUCAGACUCCUGUCAUCGUCCGUUUCUCAACUGUCAUCCACGAGCGUGGCAGCCCCGAGACUCUCCGAGACCCUCGUGGCUUUGCCGUCAAGUUCUACACCAGAGAGGGGAACUUUGAUCUUGUUGGGAACAACUUCCCAGUCUUCUUCGUCCGUGACGGGAUGAAGUUCCCUGACAUGGUCCACGCCCUGAAACCAAACCCCAAAUCCCACAUCCAGGAGAACUGGAGGAUCCUCGACUUCUUCUCCCACCACCCUGAGAGUCUCCACAUGUUCACCUUCCUCUUCGACGAUCUCGGCAUCCCACAGGACUACAGGCACAUGGACGGCUUCGGCGUCAACACCUACGUCCUCAUCAACAAAGCCGGCAAAGCUCACUACGUCAAGUUCCACUGGAAACCCACCUGUGGUGUCAAAGUCCUCUUAGACGAGGAAGCUAUCAAAGUCGGAGGAGCCAAUCACAGCCACGCAACUAAAGAUCUCUACGACUCCAUCGCAGCCGGGAGCUUCCCAGAGUGGAGCCUCUUCGUCCAAGUGAUCGAUCCUGCGGAGGAAGACAAGUUCGAGUUCGACCCUCUCGAUGUGACCAAGGUCUGGCCAGAAGAUAUCUUGCCUCUGCAGCCUGUUGGCCGCUUGGUGUUGAACAAGAACAUUGACAACUUCUUUAACGAGAAUGAGCAGCUUGCCUUCUGCCCUGCUAUUGUGGUUCCGGGCGUGCAUUACUCGGACGAUAAGCUGCUGCAGAGCAGGAUCUUCUCUUAUCCUGAUAGUCAGAGACACCGUCUUGGACCGAACUAUCUCCAGCUUCCGGUCAAUGCUCCGAAAUCUGCUCACCACAACAACCACCAUGACGGUGCUAUGAACUUCAUGCAUAGGUAUGAGGAGGUUAAUUACUUCCCUUCGAGGAUGGAUCCGGUUCGCCAUGCAGAGAAGUACCCUACGAACCCUAUUCCUUGCUCUGGAAAUCGUGAGAAGUGCAUGAUUGAGAAGGAAAACAACUUCCAGCAGCCAGGGGAGAGAUUCCGAUCUUGGGAUGCAGACAGGCAAGAGCGGUUCGUGCAGCGUUUUGUUGAAGCGCUCGCGGAGCCACGUGUGACGCACGAAAUCCGCAGCAUUUGGGUCUCUUACUGGACUCAGGCAGACAAAAAUCUUGGACAGAAGCUAGCGACUCGUCUUAACGUGAAGCCAAACUUCUGA